UUUUACUAACUCAUUAUAAAACGAUUUGUCUCAAUUAGUACUUCGUUUACAUUCAAUAGGUCCCAAUACGUAGAUGUACAUUUAACUAUGUUUACCUUCUAAAUUAUACGAUACGCUCCGCACUCUGUACAUUCAAUGCUUGAUAUCUGUUAUCUAUCAAUGUCACUUAUAUUAUACGGAACGAGUUUCUUGUUGUGAUAUGUGCUCGCUACAAAAUAUGUGCGAUCCUAGUACUAGUGAUGAAAAUAAUAUGGAAAUAUCCACAAAAGAAGUGUGUGUUGUUCACACUGAAUACGGCGCUGUUCGAGGAUACGAGUAUGUUGACAAUUCGAAUGGUCAAACAUUUUACAAGUUCAAGAAGGUCCCGUACGCUGUCCCUCCUAUAGGACAUUUGAGAUUUAGGCCGCCGGUCCCAAUUUCAAGAUGGAUGGGAGAAAUCGAUUGUACUCAAGAUACGCCUAUGCCAAUAUCACUAAACAAUACACAACUCAGCUCGGAAGACUGUCUUUACGUAGAAAUUUCCAGUCCAAAUAUAAGCCCCAGCAAACCCUUGCCUGUUAUGUUUUGGAUAGGAAGUGUCAAUUAUUCGUAUUGUUUUGAUGAGAUUUACGAUCCGACAGCUUUGAACAAUAGUGGCGUUAUAUUCGUGAGAUGUGGCUUUCGUAUAGGUCCAUUCGGAUUCCUCUCCAUGAACGAUUUGGCUGCACCUGGCAAUUGCGGCUUGAAAGAUAUCGUGAUGGCCCUAAAAUGGAUACAGAAUAAUAUAAUACACUUCGGAGGAGAUCCGACUAACGUCACGCUAUUCGGGAGUAAUAGUGGCGGGAGCCUCGUCCACUUGAUGGCCUUCUCGCCGAGUGCAGCCGGGUUAUUUCAGAAGGCUAUCGUUCAAAGCGCUUGUGCUUUGAACAAUUGGUCUAUUACAUUAAACCCUUCAAAAGCUGUGAUAGAAUUAGCCAGACAAGUGGGCAUUGAAAAUACAGACAAAGAUGAAAUUAUUGAAGAAUUGAGAUCUCUACCAGCACAAACGAUUAUGAAAGGUUUUUAUGAACUAUGCCUCCAAACACACGACACUGAUUGCGUGGAUGCAAUAUUCAAACCUUGCAUUGAAGAAGAAUUUGAAGGACAACAAGCUUUUCUUACAAAAUCUCCAUUAGUUCUAAUAAAAUCUGGGGUAUAUAAUAAAGUUCCCAUGAUAAUUGGAAGCAAUAAUAUAGAAGGAGCCAUGAUGGCCCAUAUAAGAAAUGAUUUUUACAAUAACAUAAAAACCUUUAAUGUAUGUAGCCUUAGACCGUUUAGUGAAGAAUCUAAAUCAAUCAGAACCCUGAGUAGAAAGAAGCUGCUGAGAUUUGUUUUAGGAGAUAAUGAAAAUUCGACGGAGGCGUCUCGCCAAUAUUCACAGAUGGUUAGCGAUUUUUAUUUUUUAUAUCACAUAAAUAAAACAGUGCGACUUCACAGCGAGUAUGGACCCAACACUCCCUUAUUUUAUUACAUAUUUAACUGUUAUGUGGAAUACACAGGCAUAAAGGAUACUAAUUUUCUCACUGGGUACUGUGCUGAAUUAAGAUUCCUGUUUCCAACAAAAUUUCAAAAUAUGGGAACUUCGAACAUUAAUCUGGAUUCUCUAGUAACCUCGAAUAAAAUGAUAAAGAUGUGGACAAAUUUUGCAAAAUAUGGGCACCCUACACCAGAAGAAGACCCGUUGCUUCAGGUCACAUGGAGUCCCGUCGAAAACAAUGAAAGGUUAAACUACAUCAACAUAGGAUAUGAUUUAACAGUAGGAAGAAACCCAUUCUACGAUAGAAUGAAAUUCUGGGACGAAAUCCAUGAUAAAAAUGACAUACUGAAAUGGGUUAUUUAUUUUAAUGAAAUGGGAAUCAAAUGGUAGGUAUUCAUUGUCAAAAUAAAACAACUGACUACUAAAACCAAAACGCUAGUUAGAAAUUAAUUAUAUAAAAUUACAUCGAAUUAAGGAAUAUUUUACAAAGAUUCAAUCAAUAUAGUAAAUAUACUAACAAGCAGUUUUGCUUUGUCUCUUUUUGUACAUUUUAAUCUUAAUUAUUCUGACGUCGAACAAUAGCAGCGGUCCACACCUAGAAAAAUAAGGAUAAGAUCAGUCUUACAGUACAUACAGGUUUAACAAAUUUUAGAAAUAGUUAAAUUUAGUUACUUUAAUCAACUGGUAAACGAACUGAACGUGGCCAUUCAGUUUUUUCAAGACUGUUGGCUCCGUCUACCCUGCAAGGGAUAUAGACGUGACCAUAUAUAUGUAAUCAACUGGUAAAGAUGUUGUCUCUGCCUACGCCUUCAGGAAAGAAUCGAGAUUAUAUGUUUUAUUUUUUUAUGUAAAUAUAUAAGUAGUAUAUAAGUAGUUUAAGUAAGUAAGUUUAGUACCUAUUUAACCCAAUUAAAAGUGUAAGAGUAGUACAGUUGACACAUUUUUUCAUGGAACCUUAUUUUAAAAUUUUGUUUAAACGGACCACGUUACACCACAUUACACUAUCACCACGUUCGUGAACGAAAAACUCUCAAUAGCAUUCUGAGAACAAAUCUAAAAAAGAAGUAAUCGAGUAAGAUUAGGUAGUUAGGGUACUUCACCUGCCAGAUUUAAUGUAAUAAUCUCAUACUUUCACAAAAUAAAAUCAUUAUAAAAUUGGAAAUAAAAUUGAAUAUUAUUUAAAAUUACUUCUUAAAUGGGAAAACCAAAUCCUCUCUUCGUCCCCAGAGAUACAGUCCUUCAAAAACCUUAAAGCCAUAGCAGCCAUAUAGCUACUUACCACGGCACGUUAAUCGAUUCAGGCACUUCUUCUUUUAUACAAGGAUACUUGUAAAACAUCAUCGACCUCGCAAGAAGGGGACGCUAACGUAAUAAACAAGUAUCAGUGCAGCACAAAGGUUGUUCUGUACUGACAUACAAAAAUAAAUACCAAUUACCUAUACGUUUGAAUUUGAACAAUGAGCGUCACGCGUCUUUGUAGGUAUUAACAUAGACAUACAUACAAAUGUCACGACAAUACAAUGAAACCUUAGUUAAUCAUUUUUUAUUGUAAUUAAGUACUUAACGAACCUCUUAUUAUUUGUUUUAUGUUUUUGGCUAUUGUUGCAAAGUUUUGUAUGUAUAACAAUACCUACUAUAUAACCCUGUAUUCUAUGGAUAUAAAAUCAAAUCUUCACAUAAAUCUGAGAAUUUUCGUCGAAAUCCGACUAUCUUUUAUUUUCUAUCAAUCGUCUCGUUUCAUAUCGUGGCUUCGAAAAAAGGAUUAAAAUAAAAACACAGAUGUUUUAGAAAUUUUAACGUGAUUAAAACCCAAGUUAGAGCUGUAAUACAUUACAAAGCGUUGUAUUUGUUUUCCUGUAUAUAUUUCUUGUUAUAAACAAAUAAAUUUUAUAGUUAACCGAAGUAUUUUGUAAUUGAUAUUACCAGUUUUAAUUAAAAGUUUAUAUUGUUAAUCAUGAAAACAUGUCAAAUUAAUAAUCGCAGUCUUUCCAAUUAACUUGUAUACAUACUUUGUUACGUAUCUGCGUCACACAAUUUAAAUAGUAAGUAGAAUAACAAAGCCGGCUGAAGCGUGAUUGUAUAUAAGCCUUCGAUCACAUUGUCAGCUUUACUCGAGCAUAUGCGAGUAUGGAAAACGAGCGGGCAGUGUCGCUAUUCAUGAUCUAUGACAAGGUAUAUAUCAUUCCGAGAAAU
Molecule: messenger RNA, 3688 nt
Organism: Amyelois transitella
Lineage: Eukaryota; Metazoa; Arthropoda; Insecta; Lepidoptera; Pyralidae
Product: carboxylic ester hydrolase
Exons: 3
Coding region: 200-1885 (561 amino acids)
Source: RefSeq, a predicted model, not a curated record